Molecule: messenger RNA, 425 nt
Organism: Hibiscus syriacus
Lineage: Eukaryota; Viridiplantae; Streptophyta; Magnoliopsida; Malvales; Malvaceae
Product: mediator of RNA polymerase II transcription subunit 17-like
Exons: 2
Coding region: 40-393 (117 amino acids)
Biological process (GO): regulation of transcription by RNA polymerase II
Cellular component (GO): core mediator complex; mediator complex
Molecular function (GO): transcription coregulator activity
Source: RefSeq, a predicted model, not a curated record
UCAAAAAUUUUCCCUCAGAUUUUCCCGGGAAAAUUAAAUAUGGACGGAAAUCUAGAGAUCUCCUUCGCUAAACUUCCCGUUAAUCGCCUCGACGCCAUCGAAGACCCUCCAGAUUCGAGCUACGAUGAGAAGCGGGCGUCGCUUAUACGGAGAAUAGACUUAUCGUGGGCAGUGAAGGACGACGAAGAAAGGGGGAGGAAGAAGAAGAAGAAGAACUCCAAAGUUGCCUCCUACACGUGGCAGUGGCAGAGCAUGGUUGAGAAUUUCCAGGAGCUCUGCGUCAUCAUCGACCUUAUCAACGCUGUAAGUUCCCCAGCUUUUGAUUGUAUACUUUGGCUUCUUUUCAUUGCUGCGUUUGCAACUGAACUUCUUUCUUUUAGUUCUCCAAAGUAAAAUUGCAUCUGAUUAAAAAUUCUAGUAAAUAU